CUCGUCAUCGGUGUCAGUGGGAGGAAUAGUGCCUCGUCAUCGUGCCCCAUCCUUGGUGUCAGUGGGGGGAGGAAUAGUGCCCCAUCCUUGGUGUCAGUGGGGGGAGGAAUAGUGCCCCAUCCUUGGUGUCAGUGGGGGGAGGAAUAGUGCCCCAUCCUUGGUGUCAGUGGGGGGAGGAAUAGUGCCCCAUCCUUGGUGUCAGUGGGGGGAGGAAUAGUGCCCCAUCCUUGGUGUCAGUGGGGGGAGGAAU
Messenger RNA from Staurois parvus, 250 nucleotides. The record is from the annotation of a GenBank genome assembly. Lineage: Eukaryota; Metazoa; Chordata; Amphibia; Anura; Ranidae.